This is a messenger RNA of Jatropha curcas, 1930 nucleotides long. The record is from RefSeq and is a predicted model, not a curated record. Lineage: Eukaryota; Viridiplantae; Streptophyta; Magnoliopsida; Malpighiales; Euphorbiaceae.
AUUGGGGUUAAGGACCUUAUGGACUGUCUAGAUAACACCCCUGCAUCUAAUGACCACCAUUCCUUAACGAAUGCUCUAGUUUGUGCUUAUUCUUCGGUUAAUUCAGCUUUUCCUAAGGGUCAAUCUAAGGUUGCUGCAGCUAUGGGUCACCAUGUUAUAAUUUCUAGGCAUCACAGUGUUAUCUCGUCCUCCAUUAUCAGCAAUUCAAUUCAUUUUGGUCACUCUCUCACUACUGGUCAGGAUGGUGCGAUAGAUGGGGUUUUUCAGUUUCCUCGGCUGCCGAAAAAUGGGGUUCUUAAUGUUAAUGAUGACCUUACUGAUACGGAGGGUGGGUCACAAGAGAAUAUUCAAGGGGCCGCAUCUAAGCGUUCGAUAUGACUCCUUAAUGAAUAUUGUCGUAGAUAUAAGCCUUUGGUGGUUGUGUUGGUUGAGCUUAGGAUUUCUGGGUCGAAGGCAGAUAUGCUGCUCUGAGCUUGGGUUAUGCUUCUUGGUUGAGAGUAGAAUUGGUUGGCAUGAGUGGAGGUAUUUGGGUCUCUUUGGGGCUUGAGAUAGGUAAUUUGUCGAUCCUUCUCACCAAUUCACAACUUGCGCAGUGUGAGAUAGAAGAUUUCAAAGGUAGAAGGUGGUUGUUCAUGGCGGUUUAUGAAAGUCCGGUGGAAGAGUAUCUGAGUUGCUCUUCUAGAAUUUAGCUAUUAUAAGUCCUCAGAAUGAAUUACGAUGGCUUUAGCAGGGGAUUUUAACACCUAUAUAAUGCUGGAUGAGACUACAAGCAUAGGUGCAUAUGUUAGUGCUAAGUGUCACAAAUUCAGGGAGUGGGUUCAUACGAAUGGCCUAAUAGAUUUGGGUUUUAAUGGAGCUAAAUUUACAUGGUUAAGGGAAUCUGCUACUUCGGAUUUCAAGGCGGCCAGGCUAGAUAAGGGUCUUGCAAACUUACAAUGGAGAUUGUUGUUUCCUUCGAUUGAGGUUUGUCACUUAGAAUGAGCAAUCUCAGAUCAUUGCCCUUCUGUUUAAGCUUCAAACCUCAACUUCUCCCCUUCGACUAUUAUUUUCAGAUUCUAGGGGAUGUGGCUGACCCAUCUUAGCUUCUUACGAGUUAUGCACGCUCAUUGGAACUCUGGGAAUUCUUUUGGGGAAGCCUUGAAUGGAAUCAACUCAAUUCUUUCUAGAUGGAGUCGGGAAGUUUUUGGGAAUGUGUAUAAGAGGAAGAGGUGAAUUUCAGCAAGAAUCAGAGGUAUCCAAGCUAAUGUUAACUAGUUUCACAACCCAAGUUUGCGGAGAUUCGAGAGUAAAUUAAGAAGGGAUUUGGAAGUUGUUUUUGAUCAGGAGGAACUUUGAUGGUUCCAAAAGUCUCACGAGAAGUGGAUUCGAGAUGGAGAGCUGAAUACUAGAUACUUCCAUGCAAGUAUGAGGGUCAUUCAAAAAGGGUAACAAGGCUGUUUGACACUGAUAGUGGGGUCUGGGUAAUAGAUCAUGGUUUAAUGUUGGGUAUUGUUGCUGAUUUCUUUAAUAGACCAUAUUAUAAGAAAAUGGAUGCCAGACCGCCUGCUGAUAUUCCGUUAGAUUUUCCUUCUCUUUCGGUAAGGGAGGCAACACUGCUCAAUGCUCCAUUUUCAGUGGGUGAAGUAAAGAAAGCGCUUUGUGAUAUGGAUCCUUACAAAGCCCCAGGGCCAGAUGGCUUCCAGGAAGUAUUUUACCAAAAAACUUAGGGGAUUGUUGGUCCGUCUUUGUGUGAUAUGGUUCUGAAGUUUCUUAAUGGUGGGAAAUUGCCUUGGGGUAUUGGGGAGAUUCUUAUUGAGGACGCGAGAUUUCCUCCAAAAGUUUGAUUUGAAAAGAAUCGAAUCGAAUGAGCUUCAUUCAUUUUAUUAAAAAUCUAUUUUCCUUAUUAUUCCAUUCGUUUAAUCCUCGGAAAAUGGUUUUCUUACUUUGGUAA